Molecule: messenger RNA, 1329 nt
Organism: Protobothrops mucrosquamatus (brown spotted pit viper)
Lineage: Eukaryota; Metazoa; Chordata; Lepidosauria; Squamata; Viperidae
Product: vomeronasal type-2 receptor 26-like
Exons: 4
Coding region: 1-1329 (442 amino acids)
Biological process (GO): G protein-coupled receptor signaling pathway
Cellular component (GO): membrane
Molecular function (GO): G protein-coupled receptor activity
Source: RefSeq, a predicted model, not a curated record
AUGGCCGUUCUUGAAGUAGCUGAAACCGGCAUCUCCAUCCAGAUUUCGACUAUGUUAAACACCUACAAAAUCCCACAGCUUCAUUCUUUCCUUCAAAAUUCUCAGUUUUACAAUAAUUCCAUCGGAGUGUUAUAUCUGGAUGAGAAUGGAGAGCUGGUGGCAGAUCUGGAUAUGGUAAACUGGUUGAUUUUCACCAAUAUGUCUGUUUUCCCAGUGAAAUGUGGGAGUCUAGAAAGACAGGGAUGCUUGGAUUUCAAGUUCAUGGUCAACCAGAAAGCUAUUACAAGCAUGGAAGUGCUGAAUAAGCCACUGCCUCCUUCCAGGUGUGUGCAAAGCUGUCAUCCUGGAUUCAUGAAGGUGGCUCAGGAAGGGAGGCCCAUCUGCUGCUAUGACUGUCGUCCUUGUGCAGAAGGAACCAUCUCUAUCAUGGAAGAUGCACAAAAAUGCACCAAGUGUGUAGAAGAUCAGCAUCCAAACAUCAAACGUGUUCACUGUAUUCCCAAAAUUAUAAACUACCUUUCUUACAAAGAAACUCUGGGAAUCAUUUUGGCUUCCCUUGCCUUGUUCAUGUUUUUAAUCACAGGCUUUGUUUUGGCAAUCUUCAUUAAAUUCCUGGAAACUCCAAUAAUCAAAGCCAACAAUCGGGAUCUCUCCUAUAUCCUCCUGGUCUCCCUUCUGCUUUCAAUUUUAACCUCCUUCCUCUUCAUUGACCAGCCAACAAAACAAACCUGCCUUCUCCGACAAACAGUUUUCAGCACCAUCUUCUCCAUUGCCAUUUCUUCAAUCUUGGCCAAAACAAUCACAGUGGUGUUAGCCUUCUUGGCCACUAAACCAGGAAAUAAAGUGCAGAGAUGGCUGGGGAAGAGCCUGGCCAACUCCAUUAUACUUUUUUGUUCUGGUAUCCAAGUUAUCCUCUGCAGCAUCUGGUUGGGGACUUCUCCCCCUUUCCCUUAUGCUGAUAUGCAUUCUCAGUCUGGAGAGAUCCUUCUGCAGUGCAAUGAAGGAAAUGUUGCCAUGUUUUACUCUGCCCUUGGUUACAUGGGCUUCCUGGCUGCCAUCUGCUUCACAGUAGCUUUCCUGGCCAGGAAUUUGCCUGGGGCUUUCAACGAAGCCAAGCUAAUCACCUUCAGCAUGUUGGUCUUCUGCAGCGUCUGGGUCUCCUUUGUGCCCACCUACCUGAGUACCAAGGGGAAGUACAUGGUAGCUGUGCAAGUCUUCUCCAUCUUGGCCUCCAAUGCUGGGCUGGUGAGCUUUAUAUUUUUCCCCAAGUGCUACAUUAUUUAUCUAAGACCAGAGCUGAAUACAAAAGAACAUGUGAUGUCAAAAUAA